This is a messenger RNA of Mytilus trossulus (common blue mussel), 808 nucleotides long. RefSeq names its product matrix-remodeling-associated protein 7-like. The transcript is spliced from 2 exons. The record is from RefSeq and is a predicted model, not a curated record. NCBI's taxonomy places the organism in Eukaryota, Metazoa, Mollusca, Bivalvia, Mytilida, Mytilidae. Bases 90 to 551 code for a protein of 153 amino acids.
AGCUUCUCUAUAACGCCGAAUUAAAAUAAAUAGACGCUAGAACUAGAAGUAGACAGAAAAACUACUUCAUCUGUUAAUUUUGUUUGAAUAUGGAGGCCUUUGACAGCAGCUUGUACUCAAUAGCUGUAACUGCAACUGUAGUUCUACUAUUCGCAUCAACUAUUUAUACAUUAAGAAAUAUUUUGAAAAUUUGGAGAAAAGGAGCACCAUCUUCAGUAUCAGCAGAAAAUAUUAUAAAUGCAACUCAUUAUCUCGACCGCGAUGAAGGUGAGGGAGAUGAAAUUGAUAAAGUUAAUUUUGAAGGUGGAGAUGCACCAGAAGUUGAUCCUAUGCAAUAUUGUGAACAUAUACAGAGUGAAGUAAAGAAAGCUAAAUUUAGAGUGGCUGAGAAAAAGAUUGGAGAAACAAUGACAGCAGACCAAAUAGCUGAAGAAAAAGAAAUGCAACGAAAACAGUUGGAAGAAAUAUUUAGACUUAUGCAGGAGCAAAAUGACAAAUUUGGAGUCAACAGUGUAGAGGAUAUACAGAACCAGAUGAAAUUGUAUGCAUGAGUUACAGCUUUAAAAGAUCAUGGAGUUUAUAUGAAAUCAUUUUAUGUUGAUCUUAGUGGCAGACUCAUUUUAAGAGACCAGCAAUAAUAGAAAAACUUUUGAUAAUGAAAUAAUGACUUAUAGAUGGAAUUAAGAUUAUGAACUAAGAGAAAAAAUUGAGAUUUAAAUUUUGAAAUAAGUGCAAGAGAUAUUUUUGCUUCUGAUGAGUGCUCCGAGCUACAUGUACCUUGUUUUUUUUUGGGGGGGGGGGGGGGGGG